Molecule: messenger RNA, 1262 nt
Organism: Nicotiana attenuata
Lineage: Eukaryota; Viridiplantae; Streptophyta; Magnoliopsida; Solanales; Solanaceae
Product: putative F-box protein At5g60060
Exons: 1
Coding region: 155-703 (182 amino acids)
Molecular function (GO): protein binding
Source: RefSeq, a predicted model, not a curated record
UUAAACAGAAGUUUUUUAAAAAAAUAAAAUGGAGUGGGGUGGCAGGGGGAAGGAAUCAGAAAAUAUAUUUUGCAAAAUUAUAUCAGUGUAAACCCAAAAUAUUUAGCAAAUAAAAACCCUAGCUCUUUUCACCAUUGGCUUCGAGCAGCCGAGCAUGGACAGUAGAAGUGUCAUCCCUUGGUCCGAUCUUCCGAAAGAACUUGUGGAGAGGAUCGGCAAAUUCCUCGACACACAUAUUGACGUCCUUCGCCUUCGUGCAGUCUGUUCAACAUGGCGUUCCUCACUUCCUCCUUUCAAAAACUCUCCUUCUUUACCUCUCAAACUGCAAGUACCCAUCAUCCCCUACGACACUGACCCUUAUUCAUGCAGCCCUGGUGUUACAAAAAUUUUGCUGUCUACCAACUACGUAUGGAAUGGGACCAAUCAUUUUUCUCUAAUGGCAAUUCAUAUUGGGGGUCAUUUAUGUUACUUAAAGUCCGGGGAUGAGAAGUGGACUAUCAUAAAAAAUGCCAGUUGCAAUAUUGUCGAUAUCAUUGUCUAUAAGGGGAAUUUUUAUGCUGUUGAUCAAUAUGGAGAGACCAUAAAGUUUGAUUCCUCGCUUAAUGAGACCAAGGUAGCAUCCAGGUUAUAUGAUGGAGGUAGGAAGACGACUAGUGGAAUCAAGUGGCCAAUUGUUUCUGGUUGCUAUGUUUUUAGAUGUUGAUAAGGAGGUCCGUGGUCCGGGCCCUUCUUGGAAUAAUGUCCUUGAAAUUAAAAUGUACCGGCUAGAUGAAGAACAACAUGAAUGGAUUGAAGUGUAUAAGUUGGGUGAUCGGAUUUUCUUCGCAGGAGAUGACUGUUGCUUCUCUCUUUCUUCAAAAGAUUUUGGUAAGUGCAAAGGAAACUGCAUUUACUAUGUGAACGGAAAUAUAUCUGUUGACAUCUUUGGGGAGUUUACGCACUUAUAUGAUGAGGACAGUGAAGAUGACGUUCCAUGUGCUUGUUGUGGCCAUUUUAAUGCUGAUCCAAUCUAUGGUGGUGGUGUGAUUAGCAGCACUAUUACGCGAUGAUGGCAAGAAUGAGCGUGGUAGCAAUGGUAACAAGAAUGUGCGCGAUAGCAAAUCAGGUGUUCUUAGUGAGGAACUGGUAGCUAGAUAUAAAGGAGUACAUGGUCAUAAGACGGGUGUAUUUACCAUAGAAGAUGGUAAAUUUGGUUCACUGUUAUCCUUCCUUGAAUAUGCAGAUAUUUUCUGGCCACCACCAUCUUGGAUUAAUGGUGAGGA